This is a messenger RNA of Rattus norvegicus (Norway rat), 1831 nucleotides long. The record is from RefSeq and is a predicted model, not a curated record. Lineage: Eukaryota; Metazoa; Chordata; Mammalia; Rodentia; Muridae.
AUCUUGACACUGCUUUCAGACUAGUAGGGAUAAGGAAAUAGUGAUCCAAUGGGGCCAGAUUUCUCAGCUCUUCUCCCUCAGAGGCAGAAAGGUGUCCUGGGAUAAGCACAAGGUGCUCAGCCACUGCGGGCAGGGCAGGGCCUCUUUCGAGGGCUGAUCCCAGGGCGCGAUGGUUUCCCAGGUGACCGACUCUUAGGAGGGGAGGGGCUAGGGCCCGAUUCCCACAGCCAGGCUUCCCCAAGAAGAGGCCAGGGAUCCCGCACCCUGAAGGGAUUGCCCAUAGUAGGCCACCAAAGGACAGCGCAAUUCCUGUGUGGGGACAUAGGCAGAAAGGGGCGGGGUAUCGAUGUCAGCAGAGGGGCUUGGUGGGCGUGGCUCUGGUCCAGAGCAACCAGGCGUCUCCCAGGAAAUCUAGCGCUCUGACCUGCGGGCGGUCCGGCCUGUAGGUCUGAUCAGGGGACCACGACCCACCACGCAGGCCAUGCCCGGGGACUCCCCAGCAUUGUGGGAGCUGGUGGAGGAGCAUGUUCCACUCCCGGAGCGGCCUGAAGUGAAGAGGAUUCUGGGAGAGGCCGCAGUGGACCUGAGCCUGGAGUUGCGAGAGGAGCUCUCCUUACAGGUGGCGAUGCUAAAGGCGCUGCUCCAAGACCUCCAGUCUUCUCAAGUCUCUGACUCUCCCUCCCUACUGGCACCACCCCCCCUCCUGAGGGACCUCAUGCGCCAAGAACUCCGACAGUUGCUCCAAGGCCUCCGCCUUAAGGCUAUCAGUGAGGGCAGGGACCAGACCCAGAUGUGGGCCCAGUAUAGUCCCAGGGUCCUUCGCUUUGCCCUAGAGGAGCCCAGGUCUGAGUCAACACAACAGGAUCCAUUCCCGAUGAGAGCUGGUGAGCCCAGGACUGGAAUGAGCAGUACAGAGAGGGUGACGCUAACCUCACCUGUCAGCAGCUGCCCCAGGGACCUCACCGUCAUCAAGGACCAACUGAAUGUGUCUAACAUUGACCAGGUUGUCAGACACCUGAGAAGCCUCCUGGAGGAGGAGUGUCACAUGUUGCAGAAAGAGAUCGCUCACCUGCAGGCAGGGCCACUGAAACAGCUCUCUCCACAGCACUGUCUGGAAAUGGAGCAGAUGCAGGUUCACCAGCCCUCCAAGGAAGCCCUAAUGCCCACCCUGGGAGAGAUAAAGGAUCAGAAGAAGGCAAUGGAACAGGAGCUACAGAUCUCUCUGGGGCCUUCCUAUUCAGCUGCCAAGCACAGGCAGAAGUCUUUGAGGCCAUCCAUUCCCGGCCCUAGACCCCUUCCUUGUCUCCAUGGCUACAUGCCUACACCUCCUUCGGAGCGCUGCCCCCACCCUCAAGGUCAGGCAAGCACCCGCCGCUGGGGCCGGCAACUUCGGUACAGCUAUUGCAAAGAGACAGCUUCCACAUCAGUUUCCAGUGCAGCAUCCCAGGCACCGACCUGAAGGGCUGCUCACAAAACAGGCUUCUGCUUCUGCUGAGACUCGCCCAUCUGUUGUUGCUUCCAGCUGCCACAGCUCCGUUUCUGCUCCAUUCUCGGAUGAGCUCACAUGUCCCCGCCAUCCCCCCACUCCCCCAAGCUGUGUGUUGAUCUGGUCCCGGCCCCACCCCUUUCUGCUUUCUAGAACGGAGUGUCAGGACACCUAUUCUAACUAUCAAAGCCUUUGGCCCCUUCUCCUCCACACAAGCCUCCACAGAGGCUUGGAGGACAGAGGUCCCAUCCCAGCUCGACUUUUGUCCCCUAGGGACCCAGACAAAGCACAUCAGCAGCUCAGAGACAGGAAUAGAAAUUUCAUUAAAACCUACGGACUUUAAAA